GUAUCUUCGCAUCGAUCAGUUUUCGCCUAGCGCCGGUGGGGUACGGUUGAAAUUUUAACUCUUUUACAUCGCGCAAUUUGCAAAAUAUGCCACCGAAAACUAGCGGAAAGGCCGCCAAGAAGGCGGGAAAGGCCCAGAAGAACAUUUCGAAGUCCGAUAAGAAGAAAAAGCGAAGGAGGAAGGAGAGCUACGCCAUCUACAUCUACAAGGUCCUGAAGCAGGUGCAUCCCGAUACCGGUAUCAGCAGUAAGGCGAUGAGCAUCAUGAACAGCUUCGUCAACGAUAUUUUCGAGCGUAUCGCGGCGGAGGCCUCCCGUCUCGCGCAUUACAACAAGCGUUCGACGAUAACGAGUCGGGAAAUUCAGACCGCCGUCAGACUCCUAUUGCCCGGCGAGCUCGCCAAGCACGCUGUCAGCGAAGGCACCAAGGCGGUGACCAAGUACACGAGCUCCAAGUAAGAGGCCGCCUUUGUCGUUUGCUGGAACAAAAAAAAAACGGUUCUUUUCAGAACCA
This is a messenger RNA of Photinus pyralis (common eastern firefly), 513 nucleotides long. Its product is annotated as histone H2B. The coding region runs from base 87 to 458 and encodes 123 amino acids. The record is from RefSeq and is a predicted model, not a curated record. Gene Ontology annotation, cellular component: nucleosome. The transcript has a single exon. Lineage: Eukaryota; Metazoa; Arthropoda; Insecta; Coleoptera; Lampyridae. Gene Ontology annotation, molecular function: DNA binding; protein heterodimerization activity; structural constituent of chromatin.